AUGGCUCGCUUCACCGUAGACACGGGUGAUGCAUUAGCUGCGCAGUCGUACGAAGCGGUCACGUCGUCGCUGUUUACACGCACGCAAACCGACGCCGUCAAGGCGUUCCUGCCUGAAUUCGUCCAAGUCACACGGCUUGGGCGUGGCGGCAUUUUGUUUUCAGAUCUCGAAGUUAAACGUAACCGAGACACCUCGAUGGAACAGCACCCCGACAUCCAUACGGCGACUCAAUCAGCAUCCCCUUGUCGAGUUGACCUAGUAUCAAGUGCGUCGAAAAAGCCUAAAAACGACACGACCGUAAGUCAAUCGAACUCGAGUCGUGCGGCAGCGGAGAGGACACACCCGGACGUUGCGCACACUUCUUGUGCCUUUGCUUCGUCGCUCCAGCGCCCCAUCGCGGGCACGGAGGCGACGAAUAUGUCCACGCCUGAGCCUCAUGAGCACAUUGAUGUCUACGAGGACGACGGUGAGAUCGGCGAGAUGGAUAUCGACGACUCCAAGGGCACACAUUUAUUCAUGGAGGUGGACCAACCGUACCAGGUGGUCCAGCGUCGUGGCAAACGCAAGGAGCGGACACGCACGGCGCCGACAACCCUGGAGGACUUCGCGACACCGAACUUUUUUGACGUCCUCCGACGCAACUACGGAGGUUUUCGGGUUCUGCAGUGGAGCGAAAAGCAGGAUUUCAUCACAAUUAUCCCCACCUUUCAACGUCAAUUUUUGUCAGAGGAGGGCCGUAAGGAGUGCAUCACGACGUACCAUCAAGUUGGAAAUGUACUAUCCUUUGACGUUGAGACAAUGUCAAUUGAGCGCCUACACGAAAUUCUUGAGACGUCCAUUCAACAGCUGCACCACGAAGAGGUCGAGGAUGUAGGUCGCACCUUUAGCGAUGCAGCAGCGGACACCCUCAACGAUCUCACGGGGCAUAUUUCAAAGGGCCAGGGAGACAAAGUCUGGACCCAGCUACAAAAGAAACACUUCUCAGCAAACAUCGUAUUCCAUACCUUGGCGACAGAGGACUAA
Messenger RNA from Aphanomyces invadans, 1023 nucleotides. RefSeq lists its product as hypothetical. Bases 1 to 1023 code for a protein of 340 amino acids. NCBI's taxonomy places the organism in Eukaryota, Oomycota, Saprolegniomycetes, Saprolegniales, Verrucalvaceae. The transcript has a single exon. The record is from RefSeq and is a predicted model, not a curated record.